This is a messenger RNA of Clonostachys byssicola, 726 nucleotides long. The record is from the annotation of a GenBank genome assembly. NCBI's taxonomy places the organism in Eukaryota, Fungi, Ascomycota, Sordariomycetes, Hypocreales, Bionectriaceae.
AUGAAGCCCGACGUCAAAUUUCUAGAUCCGAAGGCUCCGGUGGCCAUCAAAGUGCAAGCCGCCAUCAAGAAAGGAGACUCGGAUACCCUGCAGCAGCUACUCGACGAGCAGCCAGGUCUGGCAACCAUCCGCAUCGGUGACGCCUCCGAAGCACGCUCUUUGUUGCACACCGCGACAGACUGGCCAGGUAAAAUCCCCAAUGGACCGAAGAUUAUCAAAAUACUCGUGGACGCUGGCGGGGAUGUAAACGCAACAUUCAUUGGCCGGCAUACCGAGACGCCUCUCCACUGGGCGGCGAGCAACGACGAUGUGUUAGCCCUCGACAUGUUGCUCGAUCUUGGUGCAAAUAUCGAGGCUGAGGGAGGAGUAAUUGGCGAUGGAACACCAUUAGCCGAUGCGAGGGCCUUUCUCCAAUUGAACACGGCUAGAAGGCUCGUGGAGCGUGGUGCAAUCGUGGACCUACAAGACGCUGCGACUCUCGGACUAAUGGACCAUCUCGAGAAGGAAUGUGUAGCACAGCCUGGACCACAGCAGGAAACCAUAAACAUGGCAUUCUGGAACGCUUGCCAUGGUGGACAGCUCCCUGCAGCCAAGUUCCUUUAUCAACAGGGCGCCGAUGUGAAUUACAUCCCCCCAUGGGCCGACAACACGCCACUGGCUGAAGCGAAAAGCACAGGAGACGAUGGACUACUCUCAUGGCUCAAUAGUAUUGAAGCCCAAGCUUGA